GGACAAGCCCAAUUUUUUCUAUACCCCAUUCUGCCAUUGUCCUGAUAAACCCCAAAACGGUUAAAUCCCACCGUUUCCUCUAAUCCUACGGCUCCAAGUUUUCCAUAAUUAUCAAUUUAUCUCUUCCGCAAGGGUUUCCCAAAUGUCAUUGAUUGAAUUUCUACGACCGACGGCCAUAGCAAUCCAAAGUAAGUGUAGCAGAAAUUCUUACUGUAAUCUUCUUUAUAUACAUGGCUUAAACUUAAGCACCAAUCGGUUUAAGGUUUCGCUACAAAACACGAAUCGUUUCAUCUCCGAUUCAAUUACUUUCCCUCUAUGUAACGUCCUCGUUUUGAGGAACCACGAGAGAUUCAAUCUGUAUGGAGGAGGUAGAUUAAGGUUCAAAGAAAGCAAAAUUUUGGCUAAUUGUACAGAUAACAACGACUCGAAGGAUAGUUCCAGUGACAAAAAUGAAAGCGAAGGCGGGCAAGGAGUGAGGCAGAAACAAGACACGACAAAUUCUGGCAGUUCUACCAAUCAGAGACGAGAAAAGAGCGGGAAAAGCGAGCUUUGGUGGUCCAAAGGAAAGAAAUGGCAGUGGCAACCGAUAAUUCAAGCUCAAGAAAUUGGUGUUUUGCUUUUACAGUUGGGUAUUGUUAUGUUCGUUAUGCGGUUGCUCCGACCAGGGAUUCCGUUACCCGGGUCCGAGCCCAGGACCGCAACAACUUUCAUCAGCGUUCCUUACAGUGAGUUUUUGAAUAAGAUUAAUAGUAAUCAAGUUCAAAAGGUGGAGGUUGAUGGGGUUCAUGUAAUGUUUAAACUGAAGAAUGAAGGGAAUGUUCAAGAGAGUGAAACCAGUGGUGUUAGUAAUAGUGAGUUUCAAGAUUCGGACUCAUUGUUGAGGAGUGUGGCGCCAACGAAGAGAAUUGUGUAUACAACCAUACGGCCUAGUGAUAUCAAGGCCCCAUAUGAAAAGAUGUUGGAAAAUGAUGUGGAGUUUGGGUCUCCUGAUAAGCGGUCUGGCGGCUUCUUCAACUCUGCAUUGAUAGCUUUGUUUUAUGUUGCUGUCCUUGCAGGACUUCUCCAUCGGUUCCCUGUGAGCUUUUCUCAGAACACAGCUGGUCAGAUCAGGAAUCGCAAGUCUGGGGUUUCUUCGAUUUCAAAAGUGCCUGAACAAGGUGAAAUAGUCACUUUUGCUGAUGUUGCAGGUGUUGAUGAGGCCAAGGAGGAGCUAGAAGAAAUUGUGGAAUUUCUUAGGAAUCCAGACAGAUAUAUACGGCUUGGUGCUCGUCCUCCUCGAGGAGUUCUCCUGGUAGGUCUUCCUGGGACAGGUAAGACUCUUCUAGCAAAAGCUGUGGCCGGUGAAGCAGAAGUUCCCUUCAUAAGUUGUUCUGCCAGUGAGUUUGUAGAGUUGUAUGUUGGCAUGGGUGCAUCUCGAGUUAGAGAUCUCUUUGCUCGAGCAAAGAAGGUGGCACCAUCAAUAAUUUUUAUUGAUGAGAUAGAUGCUGUGGCUAAAAGUCGUGAUGGUAAAUUUCGCAUUGUUAGCAAUGACGAACGAGAGCAAACCUUGAACCAAUUGCUCACAGAGAUGGAUGGAUUUGACAGUAAUUCUGCUGUGAUUGUUCUUGGAGCUACAAAUCGCUCUGAUGUCUUAGACCCUGCACUUCGACGACCUGGGAGAUUUGAUCGUGUUGUUAUGGUAGAGACUCCUGAUAGGAUUGGCAGAGAAUCUAUUUUGAAAGUACAUGUUUCUAAGAAAGAUAUUCCCCUUGGGGAAGAUGUUGAUCUUUGUGAUAUUGCCUCUAUGACUACUGGUUUUACUGGGGCUGACCUUGCGAAUCUGGUAAAUGAAGCUGCCUUACUUGCUGGAAGAAAUAACAAAAUUAUUGUAGAGAGAAUUGAUUUCAUUCAGGCAGUAGAGCGAUCGAUAGCUGGCAUAGAGAAGAAAACUGCCAAAUUAAAGGGAAGUGAGAAGGCUGUCGUUGCAAGGCAUGAAGCUGGUCAUGCAGUAGUAGGUACAGCUGUUGCUAACCUUCUUCCUGGACAGCCACGUGUUGAGAAACUGAGCAUAUUGCCAAGAUCUGGGGGAGCACUGGGCUUUACUUAUACACCUCCUACCAAUGAGGAUAGAUAUUUACUCUUCAUUGACGAAUUACGUGGCCGUUUGGUUACCCUCCUUGGUGGGCGUGCUGCAGAGGAAGUUGUCUACUCUGGUCGUGUUUCUACUGGUGCACUUGAUGAUAUUAGGCGAGCAACAGACAUGGCAUACAAGGCAGUAGCUGAAUAUGGUCUAAAUCAGACUAUAGGUCCUCUGUCUUUAGCUACCGUGUCUGGUGGAGGCAUGGAUGAAUCUGGGGGAUCAGUUCCUUGGGGACGUGAUCAGGGACAUCUAGUUGAUCUUGUUCAAAGAGAGGUGAAAGCAUUAUUACAGUCUGCACUAGAAGUAGCCCUUUCUGUUGUUCGUGCUAAUCCAACUGUUUUAGAAGGGCUUGGUGCCCACCUGGAAGAAAAUGAGAAAGUUGAAGGUGAAGAGCUGCAAGAAUGGCUGAAAUUGGUUGUUGCACCGGAGGAACUAACAGUCUUCAUCGGUGGCAAGCAAAAGUCUCUUCUGCCAGUGCAAGCACGCUCUGGAUAAAGCAGUUUUGCUCAUUUCUCAUCAGCAUAUUGAGCACAAUACAGUGUCCACUGCAGCCAGCUUUCUUAAUGCUUUGAACCAUGUCAAUGAGCAUGUCCUGGUUACCAUCAUCAUCUCCCCUGCAAAUUUUUGUAUAUUCCAACAAGGUGAAUUUUAGCCUUUUUUGUUUUUUCAACACUACCAAGUUUUUUCAUUGUUUUUAUUCUCAUGGCACUUACCAGAAGAAACGUAGAUAAAGUGGUAAAGCUGAAGAUCUAUUUCCUUGUGAUCACUUUGAAGCUUGUCUCCGCCAUCCUUGACAUUAUGUCUAUAUCCAGGUUGGUCUCCAAUGUUAUGUUGUACAUUGACUAUUAUUUCCAUGGAAAAAAGGUAUAGGUAGUGGCAAGUGUAACAGUACUUGAGUUGUACACAUAAUUAUUCUGUGAAAUAUAAGAUUAUUGCAGAUAAAACAAGCUGCGUUCAAAAA
This is a messenger RNA of Gossypium arboreum, 3080 nucleotides long. RefSeq names its product ATP-dependent zinc metalloprotease FTSH 7, chloroplastic-like. Gene Ontology annotation, cellular component: membrane; chloroplast thylakoid. The record is from RefSeq and is a predicted model, not a curated record. The coding region runs from base 143 to 2614 and encodes 823 amino acids. NCBI's taxonomy places the organism in Eukaryota, Viridiplantae, Streptophyta, Magnoliopsida, Malvales, Malvaceae. The transcript is spliced from 14 exons. Gene Ontology annotation, molecular function: ATP binding; ATP hydrolysis activity; zinc ion binding. Gene Ontology annotation, biological process: proteolysis.